AUGGUCCGCGGCGCAGAAUACGACAACGGUGUCCCCCAGAGCGACAACCCAAUCGAUAACGGUCCCAACAAGGCCCACGGUACCGGCAACGAGCCUGCCGAUCUGACCCGCUCCCACAAGGCUGCCCCCAUGCCUGAAGAGACUGGCUCCGGCCGUGAUGUCUACCCCGGUCUGCCUACUUCUGGGCCAGAUCAUCCCCACGGUGGAGCUAAGCCUGUCGUGUCACUUGAUGAGAAGAAUACUGGAGGCAAAUAG
Molecule: messenger RNA, 255 nt
Organism: Penicillium bovifimosum
Lineage: Eukaryota; Fungi; Ascomycota; Eurotiomycetes; Eurotiales; Aspergillaceae
Exons: 2
Coding region: 1-255 (84 amino acids)
Source: RefSeq, a predicted model, not a curated record